AUGGGCCACAGUUUCAUUGUGAGACUCGGAGAACACGACCUGAAGAGCAAUGAUCACGAUACAUCCGAGGACUACAACGUGACGGAGGUCGUGAUUCACCCCGAGUGGGAAGCAGGGAAUUCUCGAAGCGCACAAAAAUACCACGACAUCGGCCUGAUUCGACUGGAUCGGGAAGUCCCCAUUAAAGGAUUCAUUCACCCGGCGUGUCUCCCGACAGAGGAAUAUAUUUCGCCUAGAAUACUUAACGUCACUGUCGCCGGAUGGGGAACCACGUCUUUCAGUUAA
Molecule: messenger RNA, 285 nt
Organism: Darwinula stevensoni
Lineage: Eukaryota; Metazoa; Arthropoda; Ostracoda; Podocopida; Darwinulidae
Source: the annotation of a GenBank genome assembly